GGAACAGGGGUACCAUUACACUCUGCCCAUGUUCUUUAUCCCCUAUAUGAACUUCAAUAUUUGUUUAAAGCUUUAUACCAUUUAGAGGAAAAUGGAUGUACAAGAAAGUGAUCAAGAUCUUGAGUGUCCAUUGAUUGGAGAAACUGAAAAAGAGUCUAAGAACAAGAAAAAUGAGAUUUUUGGAGAAGUAAAGAGGCUAUUGAUAUUAGCAGGGCCUCUUAUGUUAGUUAAUUUUUUACUUUAUUGCUUACAGGUUAUAUCUAUAAUGUUUGUUGGUCAUCUUGGAGAGUUAUCUCUUUCUGGUGCUUCUAUGGCUACUUCCUUUGCCUCUGUAACUGGUCUCAGCUUGUUGAUGGGAAUGGGAAGUGCAUUGGACACUUUAUGUGGGCAAUCAUAUGGAGCAAAGCAAUAUCAUAUGCUCGGUAUCCAUAUGCAAAGGGCAAUGCUUGUUCUUCUACUAUCCAGUGUUCCUUUGGCCUGCAUUUGGGCUAAUGCAGGACAUAUUCUUAUAUUAUUGGGACAAGAUCCGGAAAUAGCAGCCGAAGCAGGAGGUUAUUCUCGCUAUAUGAUUCCAACUAUUUUCGCCUAUGCGCUUCUCCAGUGUCAUAUUAGAUUUCUACAAGCCCAAAACAAUGUGGUCCCCAUGAUGUUCAGCGCCGGAAUCACUACUUUGCUGCAUAUAUUCACUUGCUUGAUUCUCGUCUUUAAAUCUGGUUUAGGCAACAAAGGUGCUGCUCUGGCUAAUGCAAUAUCCUACUGGAUUAAUCUCUUGUUGCUAGCUACAUAUGUCAGAAUAUCGCCUUCCUGCAAAAGCACUUGGACUGGAUUUUCGAAAGAGGCAUUCCGUGAUAUAUGGACAUAUAUGAGGCUUGCCAUUCCUUCAGCUGUUAUGCUCUGCUUAGAGCUUUGGUCAUUUGAAAUGAUGGUUCUGUUGUCCGGACUUCUUCCAAAUCCUAAGCUUGAGACCUCAGUUCUUUCUAUCAGCCUUAAUACAUGUGCAAUGGUGUAUAUGAUACCUCUAGGACUAAGUGGUGCCACGAGCAUAAGAGUUUCAAAUGAACUAGGGGCGGGACGACCUCAAGCAGCUCGUUUAGCAGCUAGUACUGCAGUAUUCUUGGUGGCUACAGAAGGCGUUGUUGUUGCAGUAAUUUUGAUUUCGGUUCGUAAAUUGUGGGGCUACUGUUAUAGCACUGAGGAAGAAGUAGUCGGAUAUGUAGCCGAAAUGCUAGUCUUGCUAGCAGGAUCCCACUUCUUAGAUGGUAUUCAAUCUGUACUUUCAGGUACUGCAAGAGGGUGCGGAUGGCAAAAGAUAGGGGCAGUUGUUAACUUGGGAGCUUAUUACCUUUUUGGAAUUCCUGCUGGAGUUAUAUUAGCUUUUGUCUAUCAUUUUGGUGGAAAGGGACUUUGGUGGGGAAUCACUCUUUCCCUUUUUGCACAAGCACUACUUCUUUUAAUAGUUACUCUGCAGACAAGUUGGGAAAAAGAGGCAAAGAAAGCAGCUGAUAGAAUGACUCCAGAGCCAGCAUAGAAGAAGAUGCAGAAUGAUACUUACUGUAGGAGAAAAGAUUCUCAUCCAAAUAAUCUCAAAGUUAUAAUUAUCCUUGGUAUACAUGAUGGGGGGAAAAAUAAUGGAUUUUAGAAAAUUUACCACACCAGAUCCUAAUUCAAAAGAAUUUCUGGUUUUCCUUUUGCUCGAAAGAACUUGCUAUUGACUACAGUAAUUGUUAACUAAAUCCAGACUUUGUUCAUAAAA
Lycium ferocissimum is the source of this 1753-nucleotide messenger RNA. Its product is annotated as protein DETOXIFICATION 16-like. The transcript has 8 exons. Gene Ontology annotation, biological process: xenobiotic detoxification by transmembrane export across the plasma membrane. The record is from RefSeq and is a predicted model, not a curated record. Gene Ontology annotation, molecular function: antiporter activity; xenobiotic transmembrane transporter activity. Bases 92 to 1528 code for a protein of 478 amino acids. Lineage: Eukaryota; Viridiplantae; Streptophyta; Magnoliopsida; Solanales; Solanaceae. Gene Ontology annotation, cellular component: membrane.